Ziziphus jujuba (common jujube) is the source of this 1068-nucleotide messenger RNA. RefSeq names its product RING-H2 finger protein ATL79. NCBI's taxonomy places the organism in Eukaryota, Viridiplantae, Streptophyta, Magnoliopsida, Rosales, Rhamnaceae. The coding region runs from base 213 to 932 and encodes 239 amino acids. The transcript has a single exon. The record is from RefSeq and is a predicted model, not a curated record. Gene Ontology annotation, biological process: protein ubiquitination. Gene Ontology annotation, molecular function: transferase activity.
UUUGUAAAACCCACAAUUACACGUAUCCAUUUCUUCCCUCCUUUAUAUUGUCAAUCCAAACUCAUCCCAAUCUCUAUCCCCACGCAAUCCUCUCUCUCUCUCUCUCUCUCUCUAUUUCCUCAUAUCAAAAACCCAGAAAAAGGCCAACCAAAAACAUAAUCAUCCUUUUUUUCUCCUGCAAAUUUUCCCAAGAAAGUGACACACAAGAAACAAUGAGAACCCCACCAACCGUACUACCUCCACCACCAUCACCAUCUUCGUCGUCAGCAGCAAGAGCAGCUAUAGUAGUAUCAGCAGCAGCAACUCAUAUAAUCCAUCUCUCACCUCCAUUAACAUCAUCUACAACAACCCCAACAACGACAUCAAAUGAACCUCCUCAUCAAAUCCGGUGGAGGCAUUAUUCCGGGACCAAAGAGUUCGAAGCCAACGCAGCUCUCGUCCUCAUCAUCCUUCUCUGUGCACUCAUUUGCGCUCUCGCUCUCAACGCCUCCAUCCGCUGCUUCCUCCGCGGCGGUGGCAGCGGCGGAGGCAGCAGCGGAGUCAGUGGCAGAGGCGGAAACAAUAGCGGCCAAGUCCAUUAUCAACAUCCUCGUAGCAUAAUCGAACUCGUUGAGCAUCAGCAAAAGACUAAUGGAGGAGGAGGAGCUCCAUUGGAAAGUGCUCCGGCUUUAGUUUACUCCGCCGGGAUGAAGACGAAGCUCGCCGGGGUCGAAGCCGAAUGCGUUAUAUGCUUGUCGGAGUUCGUUGAAGGAGAAGAGAUUAGAGUUCUUGGUUGGUGUAAACACGGCUUCCAUUCUCAGUGUAUUCAGGAAUGGUUUUCUUCACACUCCUCCUGUCCUACUUGUCGCCGGAGCUUCCGUCCUCCGUCUCCAUCACGGUCCUCCGCCGUGCCUGAAAGAGCUCCGGUCGGUGAGUUUCUGACUGGUGUAUAAUUACAGUGUUCAUAACUGUUACAGAUAAAAUGGUAAGGUUCAAUCCCCAAAAUUAUAAAGUGUACAUUCUUUGGUUAAUCUUUAAGAAAAAGGCGAAUUUAAUGUCUUUAAAUUUAAAUUUAUCCAAAUUAAUUCC